Ochlerotatus camptorhynchus is the source of this 939-nucleotide messenger RNA. It is a transcript of the gene CRIF, whose product is annotated as growth arrest and DNA damage-inducible proteins-interacting protein CRIF. The record is from RefSeq and is a predicted model, not a curated record. The transcript has 2 exons. Gene Ontology annotation, cellular component: nucleus; mitochondrion. NCBI's taxonomy places the organism in Eukaryota, Metazoa, Arthropoda, Insecta, Diptera, Culicidae. Bases 79 to 912 code for a protein of 277 amino acids.
AGGUGCUUCUUACACAAUUUUUAAUUUUCUAGAAUUGUGCAAAAAUAUUGAAUCAAAAUCUAAAAUUCUAUCAACAAAAUGUCCUCGAUACGGCUGUUCAACGCAUCCCCAAACUAUCGAUACGCCUAUACGAUACUGAGUUGCUUGCGACCGUCCAUCAAUCGAUUCUACUCGUCAUCCCAGGCGAAGGAUGCCGGAGAGGACAGUGAUCUGCCGGUAACAUUCGUCGAGGAUGAUGACCAGCUAGCCGAACGGGAAGCUCGCAUCGAGCAGCUACGGAACAAAUCUCGUCUGCUACCGCAGCAUCGCAACAUGCUACACAACCAGCGGCCGUACGGGGAGUCCCAAUCGUGGAUUCACGAAACUGUCAAGUACAAGCGCAUGAUGCUGGGCCGAUACGGGCUGGAAGAAAGCCAAGUUGAUCCACGAAUCUGCUACCCAACCAAGGCCGAAGCACUGGAAAAAGCCGAGUACGAACGCGUUGCUUUCCCAAAAACCCUCCAAGAGAUGAUGGAAGAGAAUAGGAAGGCCCAACAGGAGAAGGCUGCUCGCAUCAGGACACGUGAGGAGGAUGUUGCCAAGAAGAUGGAAAAACUGGACCAUUGGGUAGCGGAUUUGAAUACUAGGAUUGCGAAGAAGGAAGCGGAGGCUCGCGCUGCCAAGGAACGCAAAGAUCGUUUGGUGGAGGAAGUUCGAAGGCACUUCGGGUUCCGAAUUGACCCUAGAGACGAACGCUUCCAGGAGAUGUUGGCCCAGAAAGAGAAGGAAGAUCGCAAAAAGGUCAAGGAAGCCAAGAGGAAGGAGAAGGAGAUCAAGAUGAUGGAGAAACUGAAGAAGCGGACGGCCGAAUUGGAGAACGAUGGCUCUAAGGAUGGGGCAAAGGCGAAAACCGAGGAUGUCGAUAGGAAGUAAGAAGAUUGUCGUGUCGGUAUUUCUGUA